Molecule: messenger RNA, 243 nt
Organism: Sclerotinia sclerotiorum 1980 UF-70
Lineage: Eukaryota; Fungi; Ascomycota; Leotiomycetes; Helotiales; Sclerotiniaceae
Exons: 2
Coding region: 1-243 (80 amino acids)
Source: RefSeq, a predicted model, not a curated record
AUGAGGGGUAUUGGGGAUAUUGAGAGGGGGGGUAUUGCGAGGUGGAAUAUUGCGAAGGAGGAUAUUGCGAAGGAGGAUAUUGCGAGGAGGGGUAUUGCGAGGAGGGGUAUCGCGCGGGAGGAUUUUGCGGCGGGGGAUAUUGUGACUGGGGAUAUUGCGACGGAGGAUAUUGUGAGGGAGGAUGCUGCGAUGCUGGUGAUAUUCGAAGAGUUACCUGCCAUAGCACGAGGAGAAUUGCUGUAG